CUCAGGUGAGAGGCUGGGAUCUGGUGAGCACCGGGCGGGUGUGUCCCUCAGUGGAAUCCCGGCCUCCCCUUGCAGAGAGACCAUGGAGAAACCAGGGAGUCAUCUAGUGGAGACCUAUGUCUCAGGAACCUGUGACCAACCUCACCAAGGGCCCAUUGGUUCUGAGGACGAUGGGAUGGAAGGAAACUCUCCAGUGACUGAUCAUCGUGAGAGAAAACGGCCAUUGGCAGGGGCUGAUGCCAGAGAUGUGGGGGAGGAAGCUCAGAAUAUGCUGGAACAUUUUGGAGAGGCUCUAAUGGCAAAGAGGAGAAAAUUGGAAAGCAUCCCCGACACUUGUGUUGAAAACACUAACCAGAAAUCAGGGCAUGUUUUGAAGACACAAGGGCAAUGGCAGCAGCUUAUUCAGGAAUACUUGCAGCAGUGUCUGAUAUUGGCUCAGCAGUUGCAAAUGGAUCUGAAGGAAACCGAGGAAGAAGAAGCAAAACUAGAGAACAUCUUUCAACAUCAACAAAAAUUUAUAAAGCAAGCCCGAAGUCUUCUGAACUAUGUACAGCAAAUAAUUGAAAAGCUUUACCAGCAGUCCCAAAAGGACCAGCAAGAGAAGGGGCACCAAUCCAAAACUGUCUUCUUACCGUGAUUAUUUGAUGACUGAAUCAUACACUCCAAUUUAGGUAGACUAAUGACAUGACAGUGGUGUUUACCCCCAGGUUCAAAUGAGUGUGUAUUGAUAACCAUUUCCUUGUUUUUAAGCAUGUCUUCCCUGUGGUUAACCCCCCAAUUAUGCCUGCACCACUGUAUGCAGCUGUGUGUUUUCAAAGUGGCUCAUGUUUUGAUUGGUUUGUUUUAAAGAAAUAGGAAAUUAAAACGGAUUGUUCCAUCAACUGUAUCCUCGAAUAAACAUGGCACAUUUUUUGAAAUUUCUGUGUCAU
Molecule: messenger RNA, 929 nt
Organism: Echinops telfairi (small Madagascar hedgehog)
Lineage: Eukaryota; Metazoa; Chordata; Mammalia; Afrosoricida; Tenrecidae
Product: synaptonemal complex protein 3-like
Exons: 8
Coding region: 83-637 (184 amino acids)
Biological process (GO): meiotic cell cycle; spermatid development
Cellular component (GO): synaptonemal complex
Source: RefSeq, a predicted model, not a curated record